GUCGGCUUGAAUGAGCCUGAAUUGAGUAGCAUAGAGGAGAAAAGAGGAGAGAACCGACAGUGUAGAAAAGAAUGCUGCAUGGGACGGGACUCCUUAUUGGUUGGGCUAUGAGAGGACGUGGCUCCUUACUGGUUGGAGAGGUGCUCGUCACAGGAAGAGGACUUCUUAUUGGCUGGGCUUUGGCAAGCGUCCAAGCAGAGUGAUGCCCACAUGGGCACAGGUGGCACCGCCCCGAAUGGCACUGCCUGGUUCUGGCUCAGAUCCGGUCCGAUUCAGGCCCAGGUCAGGUGCCGUUAUCUGGGCUGGAGAUAAAACGCAAGGUGUGUGCGUGUGUGUAUGUGUGAGUGAGUAUGGGCGGAGCCAACCAUGCCCUUUGUGUCGCUGUCAGUCAGCAGCAGGAAACCCAUAAAUCAGAAAAGUCUGGACGGUCAGGCAUCCUCGCACGGCUGCGUCCGCACUACAGGAAGACUACACUGGACGAGACGUUGAUAAACAUACAUGCAGAUGGGAGCUGCUGACUGAGACAGGCACACACAGCUGUUCAGACACGACUAUGGAGGGAUUCAGAGCCGGGGCACCUUUCUAACACCUCCAGGGAGCGCAGCGGUGGUGGCGCUGAUAUGGCCGCGCUCUGAGACGGGUGGGAUGGAUCACCCUGUUCCUGCAUCGUUCCUCUCGGGAGGCCACAGAGACGUCCUCUCCCAGGGGAACUACCAGCGCCAGCACCUGUGCCCUCCUCCACCAGUGCCUGCCAGCUGCCUCUACAAGGCCCGAGUGCAGGAUGACGGGCACUGGUCCGUGGGCAGUGGCAUCCUCACCCAUGUCGGCACUGCGUUUCUAUGGCCAGGCUCCUGUCCAGCCAUGCCUGGACUCGGUUCCCCGUCAGCGUUCGGUACCCGCGCUGACAUAAGCGCCUCAAGUCUCCAGGGAGUCUCACGACCCUGUGGCGCUGGCCUCAGGCAGGGGGACUUUAGGACCCAGGGGAGGAAUACGCAUGACACUGUGGGGCUGAGGACAGAAGCACAGCAGAAAGAAGGGCCAGACAGGAAACCCCACCAGAGGAAGCACAGCAGACCUACCUUCAGUGGCUACCAGAUAUUCGUCCUGGAGAAGGCGUUUGAAAAGAACAAGUACCUGUCCUCCGUGGAGAAACAACGGCUGGCACUCUCUCUCCACAUGACGGACUCUCAGGUGAAGGUGUGGUUCCAGAACCGCCGGACUAAGUGGAGAAAGGCGUUCGGGUCAGAACCGGGGAAAGCACGGGUCAAACCCGUUCAGGACGGAUCUCCAAUGGAUGCGGACUACUACAAGCCACUGGACCCCAACAGCGACGACGACCGGGUUCAAAGGUUACUGCAGCGUCACGUAAGGAGUCUCAGGUCUCCAUUGGUCCAACGGUCAGCUCUGCAAAUGGCCGCCACUGACCUGACUGUGCACACAGAUCUCUCACACAGCCAAGUCAACCUGAUGCUAUCUGGAAAGGAUGCCAUAAAAGAAGACUCGCAAUACUCCUGACCCUAAAUCUCCCACUCAUGACCAGAGGUGUAAAAGUCCAGCUUCAGAAAGUAACAGUCCUGCCACAUUUUUGUUCCAACCAUUCACUUAAUCAGCUGAUUUUACUCAUAAGCAAGGUAGAUUAGUGAAAUCACCUGUGUUAGGAGCACAGGUAGAACCAAUACAUGGCAGGACUUUCACUUUCUGAAGCCGGACUUUUACACCUCUGCUCAUGACAUCAGACUUCUGGCAUUCUGCAGGGUUGAAUACACUUUGGGUAAAGGCCUGGUUGGAAAUUCUAAUCCAACACAUUCUUCAUUUUUUUGUCAAAAAUCUCUCCUCAUAGGCCUCUCAGAAUGGGUCACAGGAACAGGAACACUCAGUUCAUUUAUGUCUUUUCAUAAAGAUGCAAGCAAAGAGAGACAGAGGUUUUGAUUUGUUCAAAAUAAUCGCAGCACUAGGUAGAAGACAUGAUUUAUCUACUACAAUGAC
Alosa sapidissima (American shad) is the source of this 1986-nucleotide messenger RNA. RefSeq names its product homeobox protein Nkx-6.3-like. The record is from RefSeq and is a predicted model, not a curated record. Lineage: Eukaryota; Metazoa; Chordata; Actinopteri; Clupeiformes; Clupeidae. Gene Ontology annotation, cellular component: nucleus. Gene Ontology annotation, molecular function: RNA polymerase II cis-regulatory region sequence-specific DNA binding; DNA-binding transcription factor activity, RNA polymerase II-specific. Gene Ontology annotation, biological process: cell differentiation; regulation of transcription by RNA polymerase II. The transcript is spliced from 5 exons. Bases 646 to 1515 code for a protein of 289 amino acids.